Molecule: messenger RNA, 381 nt
Organism: Diuraphis noxia (Russian wheat aphid)
Lineage: Eukaryota; Metazoa; Arthropoda; Insecta; Hemiptera; Aphididae
Product: ras and EF-hand domain-containing protein homolog
Molecular function (GO): GTP binding; calcium ion binding; GTPase activity
Source: RefSeq, a predicted model, not a curated record
AUGGAGAGGAUCUCGUGUCGAUGGAACGCCGACUUAGUGCACGGCGCUUCUGAAAUUAUCGGGGAACACGUUCGAAUAGAAUUUGAGGAAAUGAGUUUAUCCGGUCGUGAUUCACAGAAUAUGAUGCAUUUUCACACACCAGCUAGUGCAAUGAGUAUAAGUAGCUAUGAUAUGAUCGGAGGUGAUCCAGAAAGAACAUAUAAAAUCGUAUUCGCUGGAGAUGCGGCCGUUGGAAAAACUUGUUUUAUACAUCGUUUUUGUAAAGGCACCUUCUCAACAAAACUUGGAUCUACUUUAGGUGUUGAUUUUCAAGUUAAAACAAUCAGAGUUGAUGAUCGAAAUGUAGCAUUACAAUUGUGGGAUACAGCUGGUAAAAUUUAA